Molecule: messenger RNA, 1578 nt
Organism: Scomber japonicus (chub mackerel)
Lineage: Eukaryota; Metazoa; Chordata; Actinopteri; Scombriformes; Scombridae
Gene: angpt4
Product: angiopoietin 4
Exons: 10
Coding region: 1-1578 (525 amino acids)
Source: RefSeq, a predicted model, not a curated record
AUGAACGGUUUAUAUCUCAGCCGGGGGUUGCUGGUGCUUUUGCUACUUUGGACCUUGUUGGUUGUUGCUGAUGCAGCUGGUGUUACGAGCACGGAUCGAGGAGGAGCUGGAAGAAGCCAGAGGAGAGGAGGCGGCGGUGGCGGUGGAGGAGGAGGCGCGGACAAGAAAAGAAGGUUCCACCGAAUCCAACACGGGCAGUGCAGCUACACCUUCAUCCUGCCGGAGCUGGAUGGAUGUCAGGGGCCGAUGUCAAACACAGACUAUGGGGGCUCUCGUGGCGGGGCAAGUGUCGUUCAAAGAGACUCGCCAUCGAUGUACGGCGAAUUGUCGGCUCAGAAACUGCAACAUCUGGAGAGCACAAUGGAGAACAACACGCAGUGGUUACAGAAGUUGGAGACCGUCAUCCAGAGGAACAUCAGACCAGACACCGCUAACGUCCCGUCACAUGUUGUUCACAACCAGACGGCCACCAUGCUGGAGAUCGGAACGAACCUCCUCACGCACACAGCGGAGCAGACACGCAAACUCAACGUGGUCGAAGCAAAGGUGCUGAACCAAACGUCUCGGAUAGAGAUCCAACUUCUAGAGAAUUCUCUGUCCACCAACAAGCUGGAGAAAGAGCUGUUACUGCAGACGACUGAGAUCAGCCAGCUACGAGACAAGAACAGUCGUUUGGAGAGUAAAGUGAAGCUGUUGGAGUCUCAGCAGAGAGGAGAGCUGGACGACAUGAAGGUGGAGAAAAACAGACUGCAGUCUGUCGUCAGGAAUCAGAUGGCGGCCAUCGAGUCUUUAGAGAAGCAGCUGAGAGUCGCCAGCAGCAACAACACGGCUCUGCAGAGGCAGCAGGCUCAGCUGAUGGAGUCUGUGCACACGCUCAUUACCAUGGUGGCCAGCACUACAGGGUCACCUCCCAGGAACCAGAUGUGGAGAGACUGUGCAGAUGCUUAUAAAGCCGGUCACACUGUCAGCGGUGUCUAUCACGUCUACAUUGGUAACAGGACUGAACCCGUGCAGGUGUACUGUGACAUGGAGACGAGCGGUGGAGGCUGGACCGUCUUCCAACGACGAUUUAACGGCAGCGUGGAUUUCCAGAGGAGCUGGAGAGAGUACAAAAUGGGCUUUGGAGACGUGUUCGGAGAGCACUGGUUGGGUAAUGAAGUCUUGUACCUGCUGACCAGUCAGAGCCAGUACUCUCUGAGAAUAGAGCUAAAGGACUGGGAGGGAGAAGUCGCCCACGCUCAGUACGAGAGAUUCACGCUGGCUAGUGAGAGACAGCAGUACAGGUUGUAUCUGAGAGGUUCCAGCGGUACAUUCGGGAGACAGAGCAGCCUGGCCAUCCAGGGGACUGGCUUCAGCACCCGAGACCGCGACAACGACAACUGUGACCACUGCAAAUGUGCCCUGAUGCUCACCGGAGGUUGGUGGUUUGACGCCUGCGGUUUCUCCAACCUGAAUGGUAUGUACUACGUUGUCGGCCACAACAUCAGGAAGCUCAACGGCAUCAAGUGGCAUCACUUCAAAGGCCCCAGCUACUCCCUGCGCUCCACCUCCAUGAUGGUGCGGCCCUACGACUUCUAA